Molecule: messenger RNA, 3636 nt
Organism: Phyllostomus discolor (pale spear-nosed bat)
Lineage: Eukaryota; Metazoa; Chordata; Mammalia; Chiroptera; Phyllostomidae
Gene: RAD54B
Product: RAD54 homolog B
Exons: 15
Coding region: 205-2940 (911 amino acids)
Biological process (GO): reciprocal meiotic recombination; double-strand break repair via homologous recombination
Cellular component (GO): nucleus
Molecular function (GO): ATP binding; ATP-dependent chromatin remodeler activity; DNA translocase activity
Source: RefSeq, a predicted model, not a curated record
GAGCACCUCUGGCAAUGAGGGAGGUGAUCGCUACUCCAGUUCCUCCUGCUGGAUACGCGGCUUCUUUCGGAUCCGUCGCAAACUGAAGGAGAACUUCCAGGUGAGACUGCGGCUUCCUGUAGGUUCGUGGCCGACAAAGCUGCGAGAGGCGCCAGAGGCCUCGGAGGAAGGAGGAAAGUAUUUUUCAGGUUAGUAGUGCUGGCUAUGAGACGAUCUGCAGCACCAAGUCAGUUGCAGGGAAAACCCUUCAAAAAACCAAAAUUUAUACCACCCGCAAGAAGUGGUCUAAGUCUGAAUGAAGAGAUUACAAAGCUGGAUCCAGAUAUGCAAUUAUUUGAGGGUGCUGCAGGUGAUACUUUCCACCAAUCACAAACUGAUCCCAGAGUAUGCAGUUUAAAUCUCCUGCCUGCUGAAGAAAGUGCUAGAGAAAUGAAUCAUGGGGAUAAUUACAGGGGAAAAGAUUGUUUUGAAACAUCUGCAAUGCCAACAUUAACCCUACAUCGUACAGCUUAUUCAGCCCCUAAAGAAAUAACAGUGCCUAAGGAACAAGAAGUGGAACCUGAUAGUCUGGUUCAAUAUUUCACUGUUGUUUGGUGUAAGGCUUCAAAGAAAAAACACAAAAAGUGGGAAGGUGAUGCUGUUCUUAUUGUCAAAGGAAAUUCAUUUACAUUAAAGGACUUAGAAGGCAAAGACAUUGGAAGAGGCACUGGAUAUAAAUUCAAAGAGCUUGAAAAGAUUGAAGAGGGCCAUACAAUGAUGAUUGGUGGAAAAGAAAUAGAAGUCAUGGGUGUGAUCUCCCCAGAUGAUUUCAGCAGUGGCAGAUGUUUCCAGCUUGGAGGAGCAAGUCCUGCCAUAUCGAGUUCUUCUCAAGCGGCCAAGAAGUGCUUCUCUAACCCUUUGAAAAGUGUCUAUAAACCAGGUUCAAAGGAGAAUAGGCAGAACAGUUUUCAAAAUUGCAAACCACGACAUGACCCACAUGCCCCAAAUUCUCUUGUUAUGCCACGACCUGGCAGUGAUCAUCAGUGGUUGUUCAACAAGAACUGUUUCCCUGUUGUGGAUGUUGUGACAGAUCCUCACCUGGUACAUCAUCUUCGACCGCAUCAGAAAGAGGGAAUCAUAUUCCUUUAUGAAUGUGUGAUGGGAAUGAGAGUGAAUGGCAGAUGUGGAGCUAUUCUUGCUGAUGAAAUGGGUCUGGGGAAGACCUUGCAAUGUAUUUCGCUCAUCUGGACUCUGCAGUGUCAGGGACCCUAUGGAGGCAAACCAAUAAUAAAGAAGACACUUAUUGUCACACCUGGGAGCUUGGUGAAAAAUUGGAGGAAAGAAUUUCAGAAAUGGCUAGGAAGUGAAAGGAUCAAGAUAUUUACUGUAGAUCAGGACCACAGAGUAGAAGAAUUCAUCAAAUCUCCAUUUUAUUCUGUCCUGAUCAUUAGUUAUGAAAUGUUACUUCGUUCCUUGGAUCAAAUUAAGAGCAUAAAAUUUGAUCUUCUAAUCUGUGAUGAAGGGCAUCGUUUGAAGAACAGUGCAAUUAAGACAACUACAGCCCUCAUUAGCCUCUCUUGUGAGAAAAGAGUAAUUCUAACUGGUACUCCAGUUCAGAAUGAUCUGCAAGAAUUUUUUGCAUUAAUUGAUUUUGUAAAUCCGGGAAUAUUAGGCUCUUUGUCAUCUUACAGAAAAAUAUAUGAAGAACCCAUUAUUAUAUCGAGACAACCUUCUGCUUCUGAGGAAGAAAAGGAGUUAGGAGAGAAAAGAGCAGCUGAACUUAUUUGCCUCACUGCACCCUUUUUCCUUAGAAGAACUCAAGAAGUCAUAAAUAAAUAUCUUCCACCUAAAAUUGAGAAUGUAGUCUUUUGCCGACCAGGGGCGCUGCAGAUCGAGCUUUAUCAAAGGCUGUUAAAUUCUCAGGCUGUCAGGUUUUGUCUUCAAGGGUCACUGGAAAAUAGUCCUCAUCUAAUAUGUAUAGGAGCCCUGAAAAAACUGUGCAAUCACCCCUGCCUUUUGUUCAGCUCUAUAAGGGAAAAAGAUUGUAGCUCAACUUGGGAUGAAAAUGAAGAGAGAAGUCUUUAUGAAGGCUUGAUAAAUGUGUUUCCUGCUGAUUACAACCCUCUCAUGUUUACUGAGAAGGAGUCAGGAAAACUACAGGUGCUGACAAAGCUCUUAGCUGUUAUUCAUGAGCUUCGUCCUACUGAAAAGGUGGUGUUGGUAUCCAACUACACAAAAACGUUGAAUAUUUUACAAGAAGUAUGCAAGCGUCAUGGAUAUGCUUAUACAAGACUUGAUGGACAGACACCAAUCUCUCAAAGGCAGCAGAUUGUUGAUGGCUUCAACAGUAAAUACUCUUCCGAUUUUAUUUUUUUGUUAAGUUCAAAAGCUGGUGGUGUGGGACUUAACCUUAUUGGAGGAUCUCACUUAAUUCUCUAUGACAUUGAUUGGAAUCCAGCCACUGACAUCCAGGCGAUGUCUAGAGUGUGGAGAGACGGUCAGAAACAUCCUGUGCAUAUUUACAGACUCCUAACCACAGGCACAAUAGAAGAGAAGAUCUAUCAACGGCAGAUUAGUAAGCAAGGCCUUUCUGGGGCAGUUGUAGACCUAACCAAGACAUCGGAACAUAUUCAGUUUUCAGCAGAGGAACUUAAAGAUUUGUUCACACUACAUGAAAGUUCGCAUUGUGUGACUCACGACCUGCUUGAGUGCGAGUGUCUGGGAGAACUAGAUCACACAGGUGAUUCAUUGGAAAAACUCCCUCUCUCUAGAAAUUGCCAGCUUGGUCCACAUCACAAGAAGCCCAGCUCCCUGAAACCUCUCUCCAUGUCACAGCUGAAACAGUGGAAACAUUUUUCUGGAGAUCAUUUAAAUCUUGAAGAUCCUUUUCUUGAAAGAAUAAGAGAAAAUGUAUCAUUCUUUUUUCAGAAUAUAACCAAUCAAACCACUGCUGUACAAUGAAAGAUUAACUCAUAACAUUACUUUGUCGUGAGUUAAAAAUCCCUUUAAAAAUUACAGUAAUUAAAUGUAAUUUUUGAAAACCAAUAGAACUGUUUAUAUUACCAUAAUACAUUUGUUACAAAGUAUAUCAUUAUUUUGAUACAUGGUAAACUGUUUUGUAUAUAUUCUUAAAUAAUGAAACAUUAAACAUGUCCAUCUUAUAACAGUUUAGUAAUAAUUCCAUAAUUGAUGUACUUUUAUCAAGUACCCACUAAGGAAUUUUCAUAAGGAAUAUGAAAAAAGAUAAAAUACCUGGCUUGGGGAAAUUUAAUCUGAUUAGGAAUAUUAGAGAUGUAUCAGAUAAUUGAAAAAGUUGAUAAAUUUAAACUAUAGCUCAAGGGAGUAAGAGAAUCAGCGACUGGAAUCGCAAAUGCUGAAGCCGGUGCAGGUGACAGUUGCUGCAGGCGGACUGCGUGCGGAUGGUGGUGGGCUGGCCUGGAGGAGACGCAGGGUGACGGGACCCUUCAGGGCACUGGUUCCUCAGCUGGGACUCGGGCUCGUGGGGCACUGACCUGAAGUCUAUAAAGCUUUGUCCACCAAACCUAGUUUGUAAAUUGGAAAAAAUUUCAACUGACACGUUGAGGGUGUCUACAGUAAUUUUUGAUGUUAAAAGGGGAGUUUUAAUGCACAAGCAAGCUUUAGGAGACUGAAGUAUAC